This is a messenger RNA of Monosiga brevicollis MX1, 21759 nucleotides long. RefSeq lists its product as uncharacterized. The record is from RefSeq and is a predicted model, not a curated record. The transcript is spliced from 20 exons. NCBI's taxonomy places the organism in Eukaryota, Choanoflagellata, Craspedida, Salpingoecidae. Bases 1 to 21759 code for a protein of 7252 amino acids.
AUGGCGGCCGUGCAGGCGCCGCUCGUGCAGGCAGUGGCCUUCGUGUUGGCCAUCAGCAGCUUAGCCCAGGCCACGCUCAUAUGGAACCCGAAUACGCGCUACUUCUUCCGGCUGGCUUUCGCUCAGUGCCAAGACGGCCGCGUUGCCCGUGUGUUUUAUGAGCCCCAAGACCAAGCUAUCCACAGCACCCUGCCAGGCAACAUCAUAGCCACUCUGGCAGGUACUCUUCAUCGAGGCGAUGGCAUGGGACAGCACAACUACACUGCCUUUGAAGACCAUCAUGAUGCCUACGCCAACUACCGCACGUUGGUGGACAACGGGGAAUACCACCACGAGUGCCGUCUGGAAAACCACAUCCCUCACGCCCGAAUGGCGACCUCCGUCAAGGUUGGUGGAAUAGAGCCCUCACAUCGCCCAUCGACAUCGCUCCUGUCGAUGUAUCCUGACAAAGACAUGCGUCGAUGGCAGACCCACGUUGUGCAUGCUGAUGGCCGUCUCCUUCGAGUACAUGGCAAUGAUAAUUACCUCUUUGAAGGCAUGGAGCAACAAGGAACGGCCGCACACGCCACUCGCGCCGACGGCCAACCCGAGAAUUUGUUUGAACAGCAGCGCUUCAGUGCUGGUCCUCAUGGCUACGACGCCAAGUCAACAUUGACCAAUGACAAGGGAAACCUCUUUGGUGCGUUUGCGGCGGACGAUCACGAGCACGUCGUACACAAUGGUUAUGCCAGUGAUGACACGUCCUCUCACAACUCCGAGGACAUUCGCGGCGUGGUCGUGGAAACCAUCCGUGACUAUAGUGAUGCCACGGCCACGGCGCUUGUGUACCAAGUCGUAACGGAUCUGAAGGGUGGCGUUGAUCUUGCCAUUCAAUACAUGUUAUUGGACUUGCUUCCGUUCAAUCAGACGCAGCACGCCAUUGCAGCUCUGGCUUUUGCUCAAGGUCCCUGCCACUCUUGCCUACAGUUUUUGCAAGAGGUGUGCUACGAGCCCAAGGAGCUUCCCCUCUCCCUCCAGAACGAAGACAUUCGCGAAGGCGCUCUGCUCGCCCUGGGCGCUGUGCUAUCACGCUUCCCCGCUGAGGAAGCCCAUCAGCAUGUCGGCCGCCUCGAGGGUUUGCUCGAACAAACGCAGCUCGAGUAUCAUCCUGAGGCGCGCCUUCGUCGCCAUACCAUCCACCACGACCAUCGCCCGAGUGUAUUGGCCGCACUUGGCAACACCAGACACCAGCGAGGUAAUGACGCCUUGAUUCGACAUGCCCUCACGGCUCGAAACGACACCGACCCAUCCAUUGCAAACUCCAUUCGUCAUUACGCCAUCGCCUCGUUGGCCCAGCUCAAGGACCCGGCGGGCAUGAGCACUCUGCGCCGCAUUGCUCUCGAGGAUUCCUCCCUCGAACAUCGCAUCGCUGCACUGCGGUCGCACAUCAUGCAUGCCAACGAAUCAGACCACGAGACUCUCCUUAAUGACUACGCACGCCGCGCCAAUGAGCAACAAGACGAAUAUCACAUGCGCAUGGAGCGCCGUGAAGCCUCUGAUGACGAGAUCUUUCCUGAAGAGGAAUACUACUGCUACCUGCAUGACAUUGAGCCUGGCCGUUGUAAAAAUAAGUUUGCCUCACUUUCACGCAGCGAGCGCCUGGCUUACGCUGCAGAGAUGGACUCGGACCCUUCUUUCAGUCCACGCCUGCGGCGCGCUUCAUCCUCCAGUGCAGAGGCAAAGAGCGAAGCCGGCGUCCGAGACGGGGUUUUCACCACCGAUCUCAACCUCAAGUUGUCGUAUGGCUUCAAAAUAGGCUCUGAAGCCGUGGGUGGGGGCUUUACUUCGACUGGCGAGCUGAAGCUUUACGUCUAUGCAGAUGGCUACUCACUCGAUGUCUUGCUGCGAGCUGUCGGCGAGUGUAAAGCCUACUUUCAGGUUGGCUUUUUCGGCAUCAAUGUCAACGUGCUGCACGUGUUUGCUGGUUAUGCUCUCUCUGCCGGUUACGACAAGAGCAUUCUCAAGGGUAUGUUCGACGUUAACCAGCGCACCAAGGACUUUAACAAACUUGUUGAAGUGAUUGACGAUUUGGGCGCGGGGUUUGAAUCCUUUGCCGACUACGCCAGCACCAUCUUCUCUACCGGUGAUGACAUGGUCUCCGGCCUUGAUGGUGCUUGCCGGGCCAACGUCCAGCCUGUGAUCACCCGUUUCAGCAAUUUCACGGACACCCUCAUCAAUUUUCGACCCCUUAAAGUGGCGGGCAGGGCUGAGCAAACCAAGAAACUUUUUGAAAUCGGCAUCCCGCACCUGCGUAGUAUCACAGGUGGACUGGCUGAUAAGUGUGCAGCCAUUGAUGAUUUGUUUGGCAAGUAUUGGCCCACCAAUUCUUCGACCCUCAAGCAAUCCAUCAGUGAUAUUUUCGACCAAAUUGCCCUGCUUGACGAAUGUGGCCCUGCAGCGGCGGCCUCAAUCUUCUCCGAAAUCCAACAAGUCCAACUGGCCAUCGGCAACAUUACCACGGCAUUUUUUGACUUUAUGGGCGCUUUGCAACUGGAUGGCUCUCCGCUCCCAGAGUGGAUCGACCCCGUUUCUCGGGCCAACACGGCUUUCAUUGACCAAUAUGAUGCGGCUGUGAAAGAGCUGAAGGAGCUCACCUCUGUGGUGUGCGAGCCCAACUCCACCGCUCCCGCUUGCGUGUCCUACUCCGCAAGUCAACUCGAAGAAGCCAAAGAACUGCUUGCCCUUCUGCAAGAAGACACCAGCUUUAACGAUCUGCUCAAGCCUAUCCAGGCCGUGUAUCAAGUGGUAAUGGGCGCCAUUACCACCAUGAAUAACAUUGCUGAUGUGGCUGACACGAUUCACGAAGUCGCGGCCAAACUAUACGAGGCCUACAUCCGCUUCAAAACUCCCAAGGUGCACAGCCUCUUUCCAGAUACAGUCAAAGGCAAUGAUCAGUGUGGCUCUGGGGAGUACCCUGCCAACGAGCUUUUAGGGGCCGAGAACACCGACUCGUCGCUGUGGCCCGAUGGUAUCGGUCUUUCUGUGAAGUUGAGCCCGAUGUGUGACAAAAAAUGUCUCAAGAAUCUUGAAAAGACCCCGGCACGCUUCAACAAGGGCAAAUCGGGCAUCAAGAAAAAGGGCUCAAGCUCCAAAAAGACAAGCCCGCCUUCUGCCCCAACCAAAGCGCAACGAUACUACGUGCCUGCCCCGUACGAUGGUAGCAUUGUCGUUGUGCGCGGGGAUUCGGUCGCAAUUAAACCUAGCAAGGACGUGGGUGCCUAUUUCUGGAUCUCAAACGUCAAACUCAUCCCUGGCAUUGUGAAGGGAUCCAAACUUCGGGCUGGACAAACUAUCGCUGAAGCUCUCGAACCAAAGGAUAGCGCAUGCGGUCGAUUCGUUCAUUUUGCCGCCACCAAGUCAGAAGAUGGCGAGGACCCGCUGGAUCCACGUCGCUUCUUGCCCUUUAACCCUCUUGCCGGCUUGUUCGACAAAACACUGGACCUCGUCUUUCUCAAAGUGCUAGACUUCACGCUGUUCCAAGGCACGGUUGGCGAGGCAGCAAGUGCUGCAAAGGACUUUCCUGGCAAGACCAAAAGGAAAUCAGAAAAGUCUUCACGACGCCGUCGUAGUGCCGCUGCUGAGCGCUGGGCGAAUUUGACGGUCGCGUCUGAUCGCACCGAGGUUGACUCACUGGUUUGGGUGCCCGAUCAUGACGCUGAUGACGAUGAGAUCAUCGAUGUUGGAGAGUACGAUAUGGUUUACUUGACGCGCGACGGCGCGGUGCCCGUUGGCGCGCAACGACAGCGUCGUGCAUCGAGCUGCAACGAUUUGGACUCGCCCGAAGACGUCUGCAUUUCCGGAAACCUGGGCCCGUUUACUUCGACCAUGACGGUUUUCCAAAUGCAGACUCGGUUUAUCAGUACGUAUGACCAUGGCAAAGUGGCACCAUGUUCUCGAAACUUCACAACGCUCAAGUACUUGACGAUAUUCAGCACCAUUUUCCGAGCGACGCUCUUCUCCUUCUCAGCCGCAGCAAUCGAGAAGAAUUUGAUAAGGACUUGCAGCAGUGAAGUUGACGAGUCUGGCCCUUUAUUCGCGCAAACCAGUUGUGUCAUCAAUCAGACUAUCGGAGAGGAUGUUGAGGUGCCGUACCUUGCCAUAUACUUUCAAAGCUAUGAGGCUGAGUCAGCUGUAGACAAGAUCUUUGUUUCGGUCGGCUACAGCAAGGAUGGUACGGAAGUGUUGAAUAAUAGAGAAUUUGACAAGGACACGACCAAGGUACCCCUGGAGUCGGUUCCCGUGGAUGAAAACAAGAUUGUCUUUGCCAAAGUGGUGUCGCAAAAUACUUUUGGUGUCAGUUCGACCCAGUACUGCCAAACUGCGACAAGAUACGAUGUCACACCACCUACUCUCAGUAUUACAAACCCUGCUCUUCCCGUGUUGGGAGACGGGCAGGGCGCUGACCUUGUGUCGUGGACCAACCGUCUGCAUACUUCGCGCUCCGGCAACCUGGACUUUGCCACAGAACGCAAGCUGCGACAUAACGAGAUUGUCUACCUCAACAUCCGGUCCAGUGACGACAAGCUUCUCCUUUCCACGUCGCAGGACAGAGGCAUUGUAGUGGACCUCACGCCUCCUGAGCCACCAAUUGUGUAUGAUGAAGCACGCUGUGAUGACAGUGCAGGCACAACCUCCAACAAUCUGCCCCGUAGUAUUCGCACCCAAGCCUGUGACCAGCACCGUAACGAGCUUGUCUAUCAUGCGUGUGAGGCUGCUGAAGUCUUGGACGAGGUUGCAUCGUCGAUCGGAUCUCGCUGCGCAGCUGACGAUGUCACACCCCAUGACAAUCACCUCAUCUUACACGACGCGAUGGGGUCAAUUGAUGGCGCCUUUAUCAGCAACCAUCGCACAUAUCAGCGCUUUCAGGAUUUUGUGGAGUUUGGCUGGGACCCCGCUAUUGACCCAGAGACACAGUUGUAUGCCACUUUGUGGGCUGUCGGCACACAGCCCUGUGGUACUGAUGUAAUCCCGUGGCGCCACUCCGAUGGUCGUGCGGCUGGGCAACAUGGUCUCGAUCUUCGCGAAGGCGACUACUACCAGUCGCUGUACUUUUUCAACUCGGUCAUUUUUGGUGGGCCCAUGUCCACACUAGCAUGCCAAACCAUUCCACUGAAGGUUGAUGUAACACCGCCUUCGAUCGUCGAGUUAAAGGCCACCGUGGGCUCCACCCAAGGCUCUCUCGCGUUCAACAUCACUGCAUGGGACAAAGGAUCCGGCCUAGCGGCCCACCGAGUUGCACUGGGUGUGCUCCCGGUUGACGCAUCGCUGGUUCCCUUUGGUGGAGACAUUCAUCAGCAUCCGCAAUUUGAAUACAGCUUUGGCAAACUUCCCGAUGGUGUCUACAUUUACCCACAGCUGGAGACGUUUGACUUGGUUAAUCUCUUUGCUCGCGUCGGCAGUAACGAACCUUUGUAUUUCGAUACAACACCUCCGCUGGCUGGUGAAGUUCAGGAUGGCUCUCAAGUUGAGCAAGACUUAUCGUUUACCAACGAUCCCUCCGUGGUGGGCGUCAAUUUUGCUGACUUUCGUGACCCGGAUACCGGCAUCUCGUCGUACUGGUGGAUCGUCCGAGCCGGAUAUCUCACCAAAACUGGUUGGGUGUUCAAUCCAAACGGCGACGUGAUUGUAAACCAGUCCCUACCGUUUUAUGCUGCGGCGGGUCGAGUUGAGCUCGCGGAGCCUCUCACCCAUGCGACUCGCUAUUAUUCGACCAUUACAGCUUAUCACGGCGGCUUGGAUCUUCUCAGCGUUUCGGCUCGCUCUGAUGGUUUCAUGGUGGAUCUGACGUGCCCAAUUGCUUCCCCGGGACGUCGCAACGAGCUUCAAAUUUUGACAAGCACCGCCCUGGCCGACUGCGUUUGCAUUGCCAACAGCGACGCCAGUGCAUGCCCGGCCGCCUCGUCGGGCUAUCUACGCGACGGGCUUUCUGCCGACUGGACAUUAAAGGCUGGCCAAGUCGCGGAUUGGACGUACUCAUCGUCACUCCAUUCUUACCGCAUGUCCUUUACGGGCUUCUCGGACCCGGAAUCCUCCAUUGCGCGUCUGGAGGUCGCAAUUGGCAGUCGCUCAGGCUCGGUUGUGGAUCCCGAAGCUUUCUUGGAUUUUGCAGACAUUGAUGUUACUGCCACCACUUUUGUUACGGAACGCAUGUCCUUUGCCGACGGCGCUCAUGUUAUCGGCGCAGUGCGGGCAACUAACGGAGCAGGCAUCAGCACAGUUGCUUUUACGGAUGGUCUUAUCAUCGACGCCACGCCUCCGGUGCUGCUGUACGCUGUCGACGGCGAGGUGGCAUCUAAUCAAAAUGAGGCCGAAGACUCGCAGCACUGGGUGUCGGGGUCGGGCAGGCUCGAACAAUCGUUCGCUUCCGUAGACCCGCACUCGGGGGUGGCACGCGUCGAAAUCACGCUUUAUCGUUUUGUUGGCUCUGCGCCAGCUCUGGAACUACUGUCGACCACAACCCGGGUUACUGGCCAGAGUUCGCAAAGCCAUCAUGACCCCAAUGGUCUCGUCAUCGAGCUCACCACUCGAUUAGACGGUGGUGUUGACAUUCACUCAUCCAUUGAUUUUGCCAAUUUGCCUGUCAUCAGUGAUGGCGCGACACUUGCAGCCCGUGUACGAGUAUACAACAACGUUGGACUGAAGACCCAGCGCUACACGAGCGGUGUGCGCAUCGACUCAUCACCGCCAGUCAUUUCAGACGGGCCGGCUUUGGGGUUCGCGAACAAUAUUGCCGACAGCCGGCGGGAUGCUGCAGGCUUUGUCUUGGUGGAAACGCCCGACACGCUUCAGGCCUAUUGGACGGUCAUUGACUUGCAGUCAGGCGUAGCUGGCUGUUAUCUCAGAGCAGGAACUCUACCUGCCACCCAAUCCGAAGCUGCAAAGAGCGACCCAGCCAGCGCAACCUUCACACCAAUGGCACAAUUUAGCAGCGGGGGCAUUGCUACAACUGAGCUUUCACGCUCGACGUUGAUGCUGACAUCCCCGCUCACUACAGACCAAUACUAUCAGCUUGAGCUCACCUGUCACAAUGGCGCGGGCCUCUCCAGCAGUGCGCGAUCAGAGCCUUUCCGCAUGCCGGAUGAAGAUCGCAUCGGUACAGUCGUGGAUGGCCCGACCGUCAGCUUUGAUGUGGAGAUUCAGAGCCAUCUCCAGGUGGCUGGGCACUUUUAUGGCUUUGCAUCCGAGCUAUGUGGCGGCAUCCACAGUUACACGUGGGGCCUCGGUACAAGCCCAUAUGAGACUGACGUAGUCCCGCUUACGGAUGAGGAGAUCCUGGUACAAGGGACGGAGGGCGUGUUUGUCGCUUCCCUCCCAAUCGAUGAUUUACAAGGGCAACAGCUGUACGCACUGGUGCGAGCCAAGACGCUGUGUCGCCACCACGUCUCCAAUGACCACCCUGGAGUGGAGGGGGCGUUUGGUCAGCAUUUCUUGGACGCCGUGUCGUCUGGCUUUCGUGUCUAUCUCGACUCUUCCACGCCAGACUCCGUAUCAUUGUCCGUGGAUACAAACCAGACCCAAGUCUUAGAGCGUCAGCUCGAAGCCAAUGUAUGGUCGCCCAUCACCAUGUCGGCUGGCGUGGUCGCACGUCAUUAUACGUUGACCGCCACUUCGGAAGACGGCAGCAGGACGAGCACCUACAAGCUCACGUUAAGCCCUCCAAUGGAGGACGUUGUGCGUGUGCACGUUUUGGACGAAAAUGUUGAUGUGUUGAGCUAUGAGAGCUUUGGAGUUCGACAAUUGAAGGCCACCCUGCCAUUCGAACAAGAUCGCAUCACUCUUAGCAUCGAUGUGGCUCACGGCGAGCCCGUCUUUGUCAACGAUGGCGCUUCAACUUUCUCCGUGCAAACCACCAGCAGCCGGGCUUUUCCCCUUUCCACUGUUAACGACGAUACUCUUUUGACCUUUUGGCGAGGCGAACAGAUUUUGCUAGAAUUGGUAGUCGUCCGCGAGAAGGUUGAACUGCCGACAGAAGUUCAGCUCGUCCACGAUGGGGUGCCCCACUCUAUAGGCUUGGCAGACGCAGCCGCGACGAUCAAUAUUCCGUACCAAGUGCGCGUUUUCGAGCUUUCCUUCCCUCACAAUAGCCACACCUGGGAGUGCAGCGGUGGUAAUCUUCAGUUGACAGUGCAACCGGAUGUUCCAGUCUCAGUUUCGAUGCCGACGACCCUCUCACAGCUUGUGCUUACUUGCAACUUGUUUGACCACGACCUAAGCUUGGAGUUGACGGUCAACGUGGCCAUGCCCACCAUUACAGCUGAAAGCUUCAGUGUGUCCGCCACUGAUGAGCUCACCAGAUCACUAUCGGUCGUGGCUACAACAACCGGCGGAGGCAAUUCCUGGACGACCGUCAUCUCAGCGCCCAGCUCCAUAACUCUUCUGGCCGUUCAGGUCGAUGGUCAUGCGGUUGUGGUGGAGGACGUACAAGGCCAGGCCAUGCAUACGAGCAUCGUGUUUGUGCUGGAUCGAUCCGCAGGAGCCCGCACAUUCAAUCUGUAUAGUGGGGCUGCGAUGGCGACGCUCACAGUAGAGGUGCAAUCUCUGCCUCCCUCGACCGACACCUGUCUGCGCCAGCUAGACAUCAAUGGCUUGACAGCCAUCGAUCCCUGUGCCGACGAGGGCCUUGCUACAAUUGCUCUGGACGCAGAUGCACUGACGCUGGCAAUCGCACCAAACCAUCCGUUUGUUUCCAUCACCUUGUCAGUUCAUGAUACGAUCAAUGGUGUUCUUUUGGAAGCCUCCAGCAGCUUUACCUCGCUUGCCAAACGUACGUGGAGUGCCCCCUUGCCGGAAGGCAUCCAAGGCAAUUCCGGCUACCAGGGCAUGGUGUUGACCAUUGCGGUACAGGCUGAGGAUGGCACAACUCAGCAGGAAAUGGUGUAUGGAUUGCACAUGGCCACUGUGAGUACAGAUGCUACCUUGCCACACGUGGCGGUGGCUGCUUUGCACAAGGGUACCACUGCCAAUUGGCAGGUGGAGGUGGAAACAGCCGCCCGCUACGUGGCCAUUUCUGUACCAUUUGACACUGAUACCAUCGUGAUUAACUUUCCUGUUGCGGCCACUUCUACCUGGAGGGCGGUCAUUGAUGGCAAUGCCACAUACGAUGGAACGGCAGCAACGGAAUUGGCGCUUCCGCGUCAUGUCGAUAACACGGCUUCCGAAGUUGGCUUGACUGUUACUGCGCAAGCAGGUAACUCAGAGAGCUACCGCAUCGUGUUUAACCGUCACGAGGCCACGCCCACUGCCACAACGAUGCUCCUCGAAACUCAUAGUCUGCCAACGACAGAGGACAUUAUGAUUCCUUGUGGGCAGACGACUGUGGACGUAAGCGCUCAAGGUCAAGACCCUUUUGACUUUGUGCAGGUGGCCACUGCAAGCGGCGUGCUGAUGACCAACGUCUACCCCAAUAGCACGACCAACUUAGGCCUCGAGUUUGCGUCGGGAAGCAGCAACCUCACGCUUUCGCGGCGUGUGGGUACAGUGUUUGAGUCACGCACAUCAGCCAUUGUGCGCCUGCGUGUGCCUCAUCCGUCAUCCGUGUUCAAAAAGCUUGAACUCCAUUGCAAUCAGGGCUCAUCUUGGGAUCUUUUAUCCUCCUUUGGCCUCUUUAUGGCCGAUGCCAAGACGAGCAUUACUGUUCCUGCGCUGUGCUCAGAGUGGACACUUGUGACUUCGCCGAACAAAGAUUACGCUCCCGUGCUCACGGCAGAGUGGGCUGGCCGACAACUUUCUACCAGCAAACAUGGCAACGUGUGGUUCUUGCCCCUGCCCGACGACGAUCUCAACCAACUUGAAAUCAGCAUUGCACAUGCUUGCUUUGAAGUUCUUCUUACGGUCAACGUGGCGCGAGAAGCGCCCAGUUCUGAUCUGAAUAUCUCAAGUAUUGAUGUUCGAACAAGCAAGGGCAUGCUGAUGAAGCUCGACAAAGACCAAUCUGAGCACACCAUUGCUGUAGCCACACAUCAAGGCCUUGAAGUUCGUGUCCAGUCCCCACAUGAUUUGCGCUUAACCAUGAUGGAGACUGUGGCAGCGCGUUUGGGUUUCACCAAUUUGGCCUCAGCCCUUGCCACCUGGUCCGAGUCCACAGGCGAUAGUUUAACCGUGCUCGGCAAUGUCUCCUGCCCAACUGGACUGUCACUGAAAUCUGGCGUUUUUGAAACGGAGCUUGGAUGCUGGGAAGUCAGUCCAGCACGCGUCCCCCUUGAUGAGGCAGAAUCCUCACGCUCAUUCUCAGUCUCUGCGCUACACCCGAAUAUUCUGGGGCUUAGCUCGGAUUCGGUAUCUUCAGCCACAUUGGUUCGAGAUGUCACAAGCCCAAUCGCUGAUAAUGCAGAUAUGAAUUGUGAGUUUGAUUCGGACAGUUCGCAGCUUUCUUGCAGUUGGCAAGGCAUCUUUGACGAAGAAACGCGGAUCCAGGUCCAGGCUCUUAUGGUCGGCUCGCAGCCGGGUAUCGCGGAUCGUGUUCCUGCGGUGGAUUGCGGCUCCGCAACCCGAGUCAGCGUCUUUGUCAAGGAGUGGGUUCAAGGCGAUCUACUUCACCCAUCUCUCUUGGCCUUUAAUGAGCUUGGCGAGAGUGUGCUGUUGUUUGCUCACCCGGUCAUGGUCGAUGCCGUUCCGCCAACUCCUCCCUCAGAGCUCUGGUUUGUCCCGCGCUUGCAUGACGCGAUAGCUGCGGAACUGGCACAAGCCUUCUCAUAUAGUCAGAGUUACAACGCUGGCGAAGUGGUAGCAUACCAGGGCACAUUCUAUGAAGCCCGUGUCACCGUUCCAGAGGGCGCAGGUCGACCCGAUGCCAGCCACUUGUGGACCCGUCUGGAUGCCACGGCAUGCUAUCUUCUUGAGGAUGCUUUGGUGAUGCGCUGGAGCAACGACACCACGGAGGCCAUUAGUUUUUCGGUUGGCUUGGGCAGUACUUCUUCCACGCCAGAUAUUGCGCACUGGCGUCCAGUCCCUCUCGAUCGCACAUCGGCAGUUUUUCCAGGCGUGAACGCAGCAGCUGGUAGCGAAGUUUAUGGCUUGGUCCGAGUCGAGGAUCACUCGGGACAGGUUGUGAUCACAUCAACCUCAGCUCCCUUGAUUGUCACAACUUUCAAACCCAAUUUGGCUCUUGCAGAUGGCCCAAACCAAAACGACGUUGAUACUUGGACACAAUUUGACCGGGUGUAUGCUUCCUGGUCUUUGCUCGGCGUCUGCGAGCCCCAAUCAAUCACCCUCCGCUUGUUGAGAUCUGACGGGCUUUUGGUGAGUGAAGAUAUCAUUUGGGAUCUUGAAAUGGAUGAAACAGCCCCAGAGCAGUAUGCCGUGACCAAUCUAUAUCAUAUGGAGCCCAAUGGCGAACAGCGAGAGGGUUUGCAGAGCAGUCGACGAUAUUUCUUUGAGCUUGAGAUUCAGGACCAAUUUUCGGUCAAUCGCAACAUGCGAUCAGAUGGAUUUCGCUACCUGGACUCCAGCCCAGAUGUUGGCCCGAUCAUGGAUGGUAUCAUGGACUAUGAUAUGGACUAUCAAGAAGAUGCCCAUGAAUUCAAGGCCACCUGGCACACAUGUGUCCAGCGCAACGACAAAGACUGCUUCGGUUCAUACGAAGUUCCUAUCAUCCGGUAUGAAGUCGCAUUUGGGACGGGAACAAGCGAGAGCAACCUGGACAAUUUGCUACCGUUUACGUCUGUCGGGCUGGCCACGAGCUAUACGUGGAGAAGCACCACACCCAUUGCAAGCAACACCACCGUCUACGCUAGUAUCCGUGCCUUCAGCGCUGAGACCUUGUACGCCACCACUACUUCCGACGGCAUUAUCGGUGGCUUGAACAAGUCCAUCUCCACGCCUCUUCUCUUUUUGAACCGCAGUGCAUGGUUUUCCGACACCAGCAGUGCGCUUCUUGUGUCCUGGGAUGAACCAGAAUCAGCCGUUCCACUCAGUCAGCUGGAGCUGGUUGUGAGCUCUUCCGGUCUACCAGCCUGGACGAAGCGCAUUGAGCUGGACCCUUCUCUGACCACCCAUAUCAUCAAAGACAUCUCAGCCUUGCGUCAUCUUGAUACACUUCAGGUCCGCCUUACGGCCCACAACUUUGCUCUUGGUCAAUCCACGGGCGAAGUGGCAGCCAAGGUUGAUCUCAUUGCCCCCACGCCGGGUACCUUGCAACCAGUAACGGAUGGUGCUUCAGCAGAGGAUCUUGUUUGGUAUGCAACUGAGGGGAGUGUGUUUGUGACUGUAUCUGGUACUUUUGAUGCAGACAGUGGUGUGGCUGAACAGGCGGCGGCUCUGGUUGAAGCUGAUCGUCAAGCCUGUUCUUUGUCGACACUCAGCUGUGCAGAGCUAGCUGCUACUGUGACCGAGGACGACUUUACGACGCUCGGCAAUUUGAGUGCCUCUUUCAAUCUGCUCGCGCUGGAAUCAGACAUUGAUGGCACUGCCGAGGCUCUACGUACCAUUGUGCGCAUUCGCGAUGCUGCGGGCUUGCGAGCUUUUGUGUGCUCGCCUCUCAUCAUUGUAGAUCAGACACCGCCCCGGGCUGGUGCCGUCAUCAUUGGGACUGAGAUUACCUCCAUGGCGACACCGUUUCUCAAGAAGGUAGAUGAUAUCAACUUGACUGUUGCCCUGGCACACCCACCGGCCGAUUCCGAAUGCAGUCUGAGCACGGCUUUGGCGACUUUGGUGCCGGUUGUCGUUAAUACGAGCGUUCGCUGUGGAGUUGAUUUGUCCCGUUGCACGCUGGAGCGGUUUGCAGUACUGAAUCGUGCCUACACAUUACCACGAUUAUAUAAUGCUCGGGCUCGCCCAACAAGCUCCAACGCCUGGCGCAUGAGCAGCUCGGUUGUAUUUCGAAAAGCUUUCUUUGGCAGCGCGUUGGCCUUUGCGCCUGCGGCUCCGGUGAUGGGUUCAUACUCGGUCGAUCUCAUUCUUCCGUCUCGCGUGGGCAUCAGCGUUGAUCUUGCCUUUACAACUGACGUCAACCAUUUUUCGCCGCCGCUGAUAAGCGUAAACAAUGCGGACGAGGAUGCUGACAUCUUUUACAACGGCCCAAGCGGUUAUGGUAUGCAGGCAAGCUGCAUCGAGGAAACUGACACAGGUUGCAUUCUCUCUGUUGCGCUGUGGUCAUCAAGCAGCGACGAGAAGUCAGCUAUUGGGUUGACCUUGUCAAACGUUCUCAACUUUAAGCUUGAGUUGUCUCUUCAAGAAACUAUUUCUGGCGUGGGUGUGAUGACCCUGCUGAUUGAUGGCCGACAGCUCGUUACCAAGCAAGAUUUUGAACUGCUUGCAUCUUCUACGCUCAUUGUCGGUGCCAUGCCUGAUUCUCGCUUGAUGACGGAUGAGACUGUUCUGGACAUUGUUGAUGAAAUAGUGAUUCGUGAGCUGCAAACGCCCAUCGCUGCCACCUCAGCCGUGUGCGGGGACGAGCGCUACUAUGCUGAUCAGGAGAGCCCGAUAUUGGCCAUGAGCUAUGGUAUUGUCGAUGCUCGCAAUGACACCGUGGACGCAUCACAACUUGUGCCUUUGUCUCAGGUCCCGUGCAUGCCUUGCAAUACCGACUACGCUUGCAGCAGCGACCUCUGUGAUCCAGAUUGUGAUCUGAAUGACGCGAUUGUAUUUGACGGCUUGAUUACUGGUCUAUCUCCUGGCAGACAAACAUACUUCUGCAAAGAGGCCGAGUACAAGGGAGCAUGUCAUGCCAGCUGCCCGGAUAACACCUAUCGAGACACUCGGGGUGUGUGCCAGGAUUGCCAUGCCCAGUGUGCUGACAACUGCUACGGACCUUUUGCCGACCAAUGCUUCUCCUGUGAGAACCUUCAACACGGUCGCAUGUGCGUGGAAGCGUGUCCCAAUGGAACGUACGCCAGUGCGGAGGGCGUGUGUCGCGAUUGCGACUUGUCUUGUGAUGGCUCUUGCUCGGGACCUACUCAGUGGGAGUGCGAGUCCUGUUUCACUGGCAUGCGAGUGGCGAGCCGUGGGGACGUAGUCUGUCACUCAGAGGUGGCUUGUCCCGAUGACAGCGCACCAAUGAAUAUGUCUGACGUGUCUGCUCAUUUUUCACGCUUGGGUGGGCUGGACAGUCUGUGGUUGAACCGGUUUGAAGCGACCGCAACUUUGGAUGAAUUUUGCUUCCCCUGCCAUGAACAGUGCUUGGAUGGCUGCACAGGUCCCUUAGCCUCGGAUUGCAUCUCAUGCCAGGGCCCAUAUCUGACUACAAGCAAUGGCAUCACCUGUGUGCCCGAGUGUCCGGCGCGCUUCUUUGAGAACAGCACCACGCUUGAGUGCCAGGCUUGUCAUGAGCGCUGUGACGGCCUCUGCACCGGCCCUGACGAAGACCAAUGCGUCAAUUGCCCGCGUUUUGCCUUGAGCACAGGUGGCUGUGUCAAUGCCUGCCCAAGUGACACGUAUCCAGGCUCGAACGGCGUGUGCUACCCGUGCGCAUGCAACGCAGGCGCAGUGGGGGGUCUUGUGGCCGGAUUUGAUCUGCCCUCGCGUCAUUUCCCAGAUGAUUUGGAUUGUGGCAACGGCACGGCCGGCAACUUGAUGGUGGUGCAUGAUUUGGUGAUGGCCGGAUCACUUGCCUGCUAUGUAGGAGAGCAGAGUCACUUUGAUGGGCUUGUCAGUCGCGGUCUUCUGAUUGACGGCACCAGCCCACCUGUAGAGCUGCAAGGCACCACUGAAAAUGUCAAUGCCACCGUGCUUUUGGAAACGCUGGACGGUCGACGUCGCAUGGUUCGCUUAUUCUUCCACCGUGCGCCAGCAUCCAACAACUCCCUUGUGAAUGAGCUCUUUGUGGCGGCUGACACUGCUUUCGUGGAGAGCAAUGACGCUGAGGACCUGACAUACCUUGAUUCAUCGCCGGCUUUUGAUGGCAAGCUCGCUUUCGAGUAUGAAGUGACAGUCGCAUACGCAACGCGCCGCCUGAAACUUGCCUGGUUUACCGAUGUGUUUGCCACCGUCAGUGUUGUGCCUUUUGCUCGUGUCAACUCCACCUGGGGGCAUCACGCGGCCGUAUUUGAGACGACCGGCACAAGUGGCGUUGUUCAGUUGCUGGUCACUAGCGAAGAUCAGGCAACAAUGACCACAUACACGAUUCGCUGGACACGAACGCCACCCUCAAUUGAAGACCGACUAGCCUCCCUCGCAGUGGAGUCGGUGGAACAGAAUGGCGUAGGUCAGAUUCUGACCUUGUCGCCUGUUUGGCACUCGAAUCGCGGCAACUACGUCAUCACACUGCCGCAUGCCGCUGCGGCACUGACGCUAAAUAUGAGUGUAUACGAUAGCUCGGGCGCCCGGGUGUUUGUUGCGGGGCAGCUUGUGGAGGGACUCUCCGUACAGGUGCCCACACCAAGUGGCCCGUCCCAACCCACUUCUAUCGUCAUCAGCGUCCAAGCGGAAGAUUUGACCGUACCACCCCGCAGCUACACGCUCUUCCUGACUCGUGGCAACCCUUCCACGACUGUGGCUUUGUCUAAUUUUGAAGUGUCUGCACACCGACACGUGACCGUGUCUGCGAUUGGAAGCACGCGCAAUGUGACGCUUUCGCCCGUAGAAACGCAGCUGACUCUGACGAGCUUGACCGCGAUCGGACCUCAUGCAACGCUCGACAUAUCCGUACCGGCGCCCGCCUCGCAUGAGUGGACGGGCGAUGGCGCGGUGUUGAUUACGGGACUGACAGCGGCAACAAACACCAUAACAAUCACUGCAUGGGCCCAGGAUGGGGUCACUUCCAGUGUGAGCACCUUGUUUGUGCAACGCGUUGUGGAAACUUCACUAGCCAAGGAUUACUCGAUUGAAGGCUUGACGGUUAUUGAUCAGCUAUGCUCCGAUGGGGCUGGUUGCCAUGUCAAUGUAUCGCGCACAACACGAACAGUGUCACUGCGGGUGGUUGCUUCAUCUGAGCACUUUUAUCUCAGAAUUUCCAACGCGAUUGGCUGUACUGCCAGUCUGCAAGAAUGGAACGAGCUUGGCAUUGUUUUUGCUCAGCGCUCAGCAACGUGCUCUGUGAUGACAGAGUUUUGCAACUCUGGUGACGUGUGCACGGCUAUGCCCAUAACUGUGGAAGUGCAUGGAGCUGCUUGGUCGCAAAUGAUGGUCAACGUGAACGUGACUGAUGCUCACGGCAAGGCACAAACGGCCAUUUUGAAUGGUGUGGGCAAUAGUACUACAAUCUACGUGGACCAACCGUCGGGCCCUUUUACUGUACUGGUCGAAGCCAUGGAUGAGUUCAUCACGGUGGGGGAUUCUGGUGCUGCCCUUGUGACCACGGCCACAAGCCCGCUUCAACUGUCGGCUUACGAUGCUGUCCGUGGAACAAACGAGGUGCAAGAGCUUGUUUUUGCCAUUGCACGCGGCAACAAGCCUUGCAUGAAGGCGCUGAUGAUGCAAGUAUCUGCCGAACGCGCUGUGGCUGUCAACACCUCUCGGGCGUACCCGGAAGGCGUACAACUGCCUGUCAACACCAGCCAGGUCAGCAUAAGCUAUGAGCUGCAAGAUCCGGCCUGCCAGGUCCUCAUCGAGCAGCUUGUGACCACUGAUGAUGUCACCGUGACUCAAGUUGUGAGUGAAAACGGCGCUUCGUUCCAGGUCGACAUCCCCGUGAUAGGAUCGGUGAUGCUUUCAUUCACAGACACAGUCAAUAACCAAACAAUUUCGGCAACGAUGGACAUUCAGGCUGACUUUGUAAGUCAAGAGCCUUUGAUUCGAGACGUUGUGCCGCUUGAGGUACCUGCCCAGCUGGUGGACGUCGUGAAAUUGCCUGGUGUUGUGGAUCCACUUGCACAAUUGCACGAUGCCAAUCCCCGCUUUGGGGAUGACAUUCAUGUGACCGUGCCACACUCAUAUGACAACGUCUCUCUGCUUGUUCGUGUGGAUGAGGGUGUGCGUACCUGGUGGACGUUUGACGCUCUGCCUCGACCCAUGCCUAACUUUAUGCCUGCGGUCAAUGACACUUUGAGUGGCAAUUGCAAGGUGGUGAGCGGUUAUGGUCAGAUGUCACUUGAAGGGCGCAUUGGUUCUUGGCCUUUGGAAGUACUUUUGGCGGACCUUGCCUCGAUUUUGGUCGCCACCAACGUGACAACGUUGCAAAAUGUGACAGUAACUCAUAACGUGACUACUAAUGCAACGACCGUGGAGCAAGAGGUGUCAAUUCGAGCCAACAUAACGACGCUUGAGUGGCAAAUUCCAAUGUAUGACGCUGUUAGCAAACAAUUCCGACGCGCCGAUGGCAGCGUAGUUGCCGUUGACGAACUAUUUAUCAACUCACCAGUGACCCCUUUGCUCAUGGAGCAAAAUUCUUCGACUGCUUGGUGUGUCGGUAGCCUCGCGCGUGAUUGCACGACGUGCCCCGCGGGGACCAUGCGUGCUGCCUUUGGCCAUGCGUGUGUCGCGUCCUGCGCUUACGACGCAAUUCUUGUUGAUGACGCAUGCCAGUCAUGUCACUACAACUGCUUGGGUGGGUGCACGGGCCUUACUGCCAGUGACUGCUCGCCAGUAUGCACGCAAGCCUUUUCAACGACGACAACUACUACCACGACCACCACGAUCUCCAUCUCUCCUUCGGCACAAGCCUCCUGUCCACGUUGUCGCGUAGCUGAGCUCAACGGAACAUGCCUUGAUACGGACUGCCCCCCGGGCUACUACAAGGAAGAAUACACGCUACGCUGCUUGGCCUGUCACGAGCAGUGUGCCAGUGCCUUGUCCUGCAGUGGCCCGAUGCCCUCUGACUGCCAGCUUUGCGCGGCCAACACAACAGCAAAGGAUGUUGACAGCGAAGAUGCCGCGACCGUGGCGCUGGAAUCCUUGCGUGAAUGCGUGACGAAUUGUCCAAACCUGACCUAUGUGGCACCUGGCGGUCAGUGCCGGGCUUGUCACGAAAACUGUCUGUACGGAUGUUCGGGACCGACUAAGACGGAAUGUUUGAUUGACCCGAGCCGUAACGUGACCCAUGGGUGCCGUGCUGUUGACUACGAUGGCUCGUGUGAGGCUGUUUGCCCCAUCACUCACUUCUCAAACAACACCACCUGUGCGCCAUGUCACCCCGAGUGCCAGGGUUUGGGCUGUGGUGGGCCCUCAAUUGACAACUGCUUGUUCACGGAAACGUCUGGUCAGCAACGCAAUGAGAACAGCACGACAAUCACCUUCUUUGCACCUGCCAGCUAUCGAUUUGCCAUCGCCAUGCAAAACGCCGCUGGGCUUACCUCGGUAUCGCUGAGCCCUGCCACCACCAUUGACCUUACUGCGCCUUCCUUUGUGGGAGUAGUUCGCUUCGUUGAUCGUGGUUAUCGCAACCGCCCCAUCGAAGCCCUUCGAACCUCCAGCGAAGUAUAUUUCCGCUUUAGUGUGUUUGAGCUCGAAAGCCCAGUGGUUCAGGUGGAUUGGCGCCUUGAGAUAAGCGGCGUUGCCCGAGCUCGGGGCAGUGUGGAUCUGGAUGCUGACUUUAUGGGCGGUACUUUGGUCGCUAACGCCGCCAAUCUGACGCUGGCUCAAGGCGAUUCGGUUGCGGUUCAUUUGUUCGCGACUAAUGCCGCUGGUCUCGUUGCUGAGACCACCAGCAACGCCAUUUCGGUUGACUUGACACCGCCCAUUAUGGAUUCUUUUGUGAUGACGGCACAGUCCGCGGCUAUGGACCAAAUUGCAGUCGAAACGAUUGUUAAUCAACCCGUCAGCGACAAUAACAACUCGGUCAGAUUUGAUAUUGGAGCCAACGCCGAUGCGCGCCGCCGGCGCGAUGCUGCUAUCCAGACCAUUUUAUUGGACACGCCUGAUGCUGGCUUUUUGUCCAACAUGUCACUUAUUUCAAUUCCUCAUGAUGUGGACGAGGUGCAAACAAUUCUGGACAGCAACAGCCUGGACCCUUUGACCUUGGAAGAGUCCAAGUUCUCGUUGACCUCCUUCAUGCAUCCAAUCAAUGACACCUUGACAGAAGGUCCGUGGGUGAUUCGGGCCAACGUCCCAAAUUUGCCUGCCGACGAACACUUUGAAUGGUUCGCCUGGAAUUUGUACUUUCAAGCAUGGUUGCCCGUCGGAGCGAGCUACUGCAACGUUUCGCCACCAGAGAGCAAUGUGGCAGACGAGUAUAUCACUCAACUCUGUUCGCCGACGCAGCAUGAGGCCGAAGUCAGUUUGCGCGUGAUGAUGGGGGACUGCGAUGUUUCGGGUGGGGCCCAUUGUCAACAUGUACCCUUUGAAGCCGCUUCCAAGGCAGACUGUGAGGCAGUUCUUGAGGCCAUUUUUGGAGUCACCACGGCCUCACUGAAUCAGUCGACGCUGUCCACUUUGGUUAAUACAUCCAAUUUGAUGGCACGGCACGGGUUCAAUGCCUCGAUGAGCAAUGUCUCUGCCACCUCCUGCCGACCCUAUAUUCUGCGAGGUCCCGACACCUCCAUUCACCUGUCACUCAAUUCGUACGAUCCAAGCGCGCACUGCCAUGCACCAAUGGCAUCAACAGAGGCGCUUUUUGUGCGUGAGGAUGACUUCAUCUGGCACCCCAUUGCAUUGAACUUGAGUGAUGUCGACGGUGACACAUUGAUUGUGUCUGUGGACACGGUACCUAGCAAAGGCACCGUCCGAUAUGAUGAUGGUACUGAAGCAUGGUACUACAUGAGCAAUCCCUACCGCAAUGGUGCUGAUUCCCUGACGUUCCGCAUUCAUGAAGCCACCUUUGAUGCUUACGGUUUGCUCAACCCAUGCACGCAUAUUGUCAGUGAUGUGUUGAUGAAGGUUGACGUCUUUAUUGAGCAGGUCAAUGACCGACCAAUCUUGCAGGUCGACAAUACGUCAGUAGUGAGUGUAGGAGGCGAUCUCCGUCUUGAAGAGGAUGUGGUUUACGUGCUCAACCUGAUGACUGAUGAGGAUGAGGAAAUCUCGUUUGAUGUCACGGUGGUCGAGUAUGAUGAGGGUGAUACCAUGGAUCUGGUUCUUCUCGAACCUUUGGCCAGCGACGCCGAGAUUGUGGACGAAGCUGCCCGAGGCACGUUUUCUAUGGUCGAAGUGGCCCGUCGUGUGGUGGGUGUAGCCUCUACCAUCACUCUGCGUGUGACUUAUUCACCACCUCACAACUGGCCCCGUCCUACUAAUACCACGGGCGUGGAAACGACAGUCCUUGCUAUUCGUGAUUCCUUUGCUGAAGACCCCCUGACUUCAGAGCAAAGUAUUGAGCUGCGAGUUCUGGUUCGUGAAGUCAACGACGCUCCGGUAGCCCGCAGUGUACGCUGGCUUCUCAAUGAUUUCAACACGAGCGUCAUCGUGCCGGUGACUGACAUUGAGUGGUCCUUGACCAACCUUUCACUGGAACUGAUCAGUCUGAGCCAUGACCAUGCCCAAGCCCACGCCGGCUUGAUUUCCGAUUGUUCUGCUCUUGAGAACCUUGAGUAUAAGCGGCGGGUGGUGUUGAAUGCUACAAUGGAGAACGCGAGUCUUCCUGUACAUCUGGCUGACUUCACAUCCGCUAACCGCUCGCUGUGGGUUGUGGCAAACGAGCGCACCAUCACGUUGGAGGGAUCCUUGAACGGCACGCGCUCAUCGGAUGUGCUCGCCUUGCGCGUCCACGAUCAAGAUUAUUGCACUUUUGCGAUUGUUUACAUGGAACCUGCAAGCUCAGCAGCAAGCCGUGCGAUAUGGAGUAUUGUCACGAAUAGCAUGAACCUCAUGUUCGUUUUAAUAGCAGCAAUCGUGCUGAGUCGCCGUGAACUCCAUCGCUACUGGCAUGCCAAGAACCAGCUCUUGAAACAAGUGCGUUUGGAAGGCGAUUAUCGUAUACCAGAAGAAGUUGAGCUGCAAAUGCAGCGCACACGUACAUUGAUCCAUGCGGCCGGGGCGCUGCUGCUAGCCUUGUUUGUUCUCAGUCUGUGCGCAGCAUCAGUUGAUCUGGGGCUUGGGGCCAACGUAUCGCUUACAGUCUUGGUGCCAUUGUCCGUCAUCUUGAUUUUUGUGCUGAUGAUUUGGCACCUUCGAUCUGCGUCACGCUUACUAAAUGACGAAAUCCGAGCAGCAGUAGAACUUGAGCUUUAUAACCGCACCGUUCGUGACCGAGUUCUUGGCCUGUGGGCUUCGCGCUCUGGUCUUGAUGACGCCAAGCCCGUGGCUCACUCAGGCAACAAGAUUUUCAAGUGUGCAUCUUGUGGCAUCAUCUACCCAACGGUGGCUGCCUUGGCAGCACACUUCCGUUUCUUGCAUGAGCGCAACUUUGAGUUGACUGUUGCGGGCAAGCGGCGCAUCCGGAACGAAGUCUUGGAUGUCAAGGCGCUGGAUGUAACGUUGCGAAUUCUGCGGUUGUGGCGUCAAAACGCUCGCAAAUCGGCCAUUCUGCGGCGCGCACAACUGCCAAAACACUUGCCAUCUACCUUGCCCUCUGUGCGAGGACUGAGCGUUGCCCCUUCAGUUGACUAUACAGCACUUCGAAACAUGUUGGUGACCGACACCGAUGCGGAUGGGAUAACCUGGGUUCAAUCGCCCGUCCGCCGAACACGUCGACUUUCUCACAGCUCAAGCAAGGGGCGUUUGGACUCGGUGACCUCGCGGCAAGAGGAAAACCGAGACGAGGCCGCAAUGUCCCGCCACAAUUCACGCGGAUCAUUUCAAUUUCCUUGGUUCAGCUCACAGAGAGGCCGAGUGAGCCCGUCUCUGUCAGCCAACACGCAAGACACCUUUGCAGAUGGGCCGCGAGAGGUUUGGACUCAGCGUACGCAGAUGGUGCGGGCGAAUCGGGAUUCAGAAGACCAUGGUGGUUAUCUUGAGGUCGAGGAUAUGAUGUAA